Messenger RNA from Scomber japonicus (chub mackerel), 2148 nucleotides. RefSeq names its product phospholipid phosphatase 2a (gene plpp2a). The transcript is spliced from 6 exons. Gene Ontology annotation, biological process: phospholipid dephosphorylation; phospholipid metabolic process; signal transduction. Lineage: Eukaryota; Metazoa; Chordata; Actinopteri; Scombriformes; Scombridae. Bases 219 to 1079 code for a protein of 286 amino acids. Gene Ontology annotation, molecular function: phosphatidate phosphatase activity. The record is from RefSeq and is a predicted model, not a curated record.
GCUCACCUGAAACAGCAGAGCACAGAGAGACAGACAGACACACACACAGGUAUACACGGGAGUGGAGCCGGAAGAACAAGCAGGUUGAUCUAGGACUCGUCCUGAUAGUGUUUUCUCUAUUGUAACUCCAAACGUGUCUUAGAUCACAACUCCGUCCGACGCUAGACUUUUAUUUAAACGCAAUUUAUUUAUGAAAGUGAGACAGCAACGGAGGAAACAUGCCAGAGCAAGGAAAGAAGCUGAUUCUGAUCGUGGUGGAUGUUCUUUGUGUCUUUGUUGCGGCUCUGCCUUCAGCUAUCCUGACACUGAUGUUCACCCCGUACCAGCGAGGAAUCUACUGCGAUGACAAGAGCAUCAGCUAUCCCUACAGGAGAGACACCAUUUCUCAUGGAGCCAUGGCUGCCGUCACCAUCACCUGCUCCAUAGUCAUUAUCACCACAGGAGAGGCCUACCUUGUGUACACCAAACGUCUGCACUCCAACUCCCAGUUCAACCAGUACCUGUCAGCUCUCUAUAAAGUGGUGGGCACCUUCCUGUUUGGAGCAGCCGUCAGCCAGUCACUGACCGACCUAGCCAAGUUCACAAUAGGUCGUCCCCGUCCUAACUUCUUAUCCGUGUGUAACCCGGAUGUCUGUAACGGAUACAUGCUGCAGAUCAACUGUACUGGCCUGCUGCGCAAUGUGACUGAAUCCAGGUUGUCCUUCUACUCCGGCCACUCGUCUUUUGGGAUGUACUGCAUGCUUUUCCUGUCGCUUUAUGUCCAGGCCCGAAUGCAGGGGAAGUGGACGCGUCUGGUUCGACCCACCAUCCAGUUCUUCCUGGUGGCGUUUUCUCUGUAUGUGGGAUACACACGUGUGUCUGACUACAAACACCACUGGAGCGACGUACUGGUUGGACUGCUGCAGGGAGCUCUCAUCGCUGUGCUCACUGUCAGAUACGUCUCAGACUUCUUCAAACAGCGCCCUCCGCUCUGCACGCAACCAAACACGGCAGAGAGCGAACACCUGGAGCGCAAACCCAGCCCACAGCCCCCCGACUCGCAGCACGGAAACCACUACAACUACUCUGGACCUGUAUGAGCACAUUACAGCACACUACAUUAAAACAACAGCUCUGUUACCAAAGGAUGUGUGACUUGUACAGAAAAAAAAACAAACCAAAACACAAUGCAGUAACCACUACCAGGACACCCAGAUCCAGCCUAGACCUGCUCCUCUUGGACUAAUUUACAGCUAUGAAAACUCCCGUUGGAACAGAAGCUCUGCCUACUGUGUGGUUUUUCAAUUUGGGUGUGUGUAAAAUAUGCAAAACAUGUCUGAUGUGUAGUGUGUCGUUAUGUCUGACAGUGUGCAAUGAUAUGAAUUUUGUUAUCUUUUUUUUUUUUUUAAUCUCUGUUGUGUUGUGUUGAAUUGUUGCUGUGACUUAACCGAGAAGUGAGCAAAGACUGCUAAAGAAGAUCUGAAAAUUCAAAAAGCCAACCAGCCAAAGAUUUGUUUGUCCUUGAAUGACAAAAACCUUGGAGAUUGAAUAUUUUGUUGCCUUUUUUUUAGUCAGUUAAGAUUGUUGCUCUUUUUAUUUUUAUCUACACUGGAACUAUAUAUUAUAUCUGCCUGUCCCCUGACACUGUUUCUAUAUUUUACAGUUUUUAAGAGAUGUGCAUGCAUAGUUAUGGACUGCUCUAACUAUAUACAUUAUUAUGUAUAGUGCUAACAUUUUUAUUGUUUGUAACUACUGUAGCUCAAUAAAUUGUGUAUCUUUUAUAGAAUGUAUUACCACUACUUUGCUGUGACGUUACAGUGAAACUUUUUGAGCUGGCAGUGUUGUUUCUGGACAUUUUCUUCCUCUUUUUUUAAAUACACAUUUUACAUUUCAAAUCAAAGACAGGAUGACCAAGAAAAUGGAGAAGUUUCCGGCGCAUGUUCACCUUAUCAACACUUCAGUUUACGUGCUUGUGAAACCACCAUUUCACUCCGUGGAUGGAUGAAGUCGGACAAGAACUAAAUAUACCUUCAUGGACCUCUUCCUUCCCUCCUUCCCUCAUUAUAACGUGUGUAAUAUCGUGUGUAACCUAUUGUGUCACUGCACAUAAUGUAAUCAUCCCUUUCAGCCUGUCUGUUUUUGUGCAGUUUUCUCCAUAAAUAUUAGCCA